AGCCGGACCUUUUGCGAUACCCUGCUUCCGUCGCGGACGUCAUCGGUCUUGUUUUGGGCGUUCCGGAGACUGAGAACUCAACGGACUAAACUACUAAGAGAGCGUCGUUUCCCCACACACCCUGCUGGGCGCCACCUACGGCUUUUGCUGCCUCCUCCUCUCCAACAACUGUUGUACCUCGUCCCUCCAUCUCGCGUUUGAUUCUUGCUCCUGUCAUUGUUCACUUAGCCUUGCCUGCUACUGCCCUUUUCACCUCAUCGCCCACAUUCCCGCUCUUUCUCCCACUUCCCAUCGCCAAACCCCCAGAGAAAAGUUCCGACGCUCCCACCUCCCACCUCCCUGAGUGCGGUGUACCGUCAUCCUUGCUCCAAAAAUGGCGGAAUUCGUGCGUGCCCAGAUCUUCGGCACGACCUUCGAGAUCACAAGCAGGUACACAGACCUACAGCCCGUAGGAAUGGGCGCCUUUGGUCUUGUCUGGUAUGGUCGACAACCCCUCUUCUGGAUUUCGCCGCCACGCGGGUGGUUCCUGUGGCCCGCCGAACAACACAUGGGCUGACAUCUGCUAUGGGAUAUUUUAGUUCGGCGAGGGAUCAAUUGACAGGACAACCGGUCGCCGUUAAGAAGAUUAUGAAACCAUUCAGCACACCAGUUCUGUCCAAGAGAACGUACCGCGAGUUGAAGCUGUUGAAGCAUCUGCGACAUGAAAAUGUUGGUCAAUGCCGCCAACCGGCACUCCGCUAUUCGCCAUACCGCAAUGCUGACUCGGCGCAGAUAAUCAGUCUUAGUGAUAUCUUCAUCUCUCCGCUCGAGGACAUCUAUUUCGUUACAGAACUCCUGGGAACCGACCUUCACAGACUCCUGACUUCCCGACCCCUGGAAAAACAG
This is a messenger RNA of Aspergillus sclerotioniger CBS 115572, 885 nucleotides long. RefSeq lists its product as uncharacterized. The transcript is spliced from 3 exons. The coding region runs from base 374 to 556 and encodes 60 amino acids. NCBI's taxonomy places the organism in Eukaryota, Fungi, Ascomycota, Eurotiomycetes, Eurotiales, Aspergillaceae. The record is from RefSeq and is a predicted model, not a curated record.